Messenger RNA from Wasmannia auropunctata (little fire ant), 2172 nucleotides. RefSeq names its product TBC1 domain family member 20. Gene Ontology annotation, cellular component: endoplasmic reticulum membrane. Gene Ontology annotation, molecular function: GTPase activator activity. Lineage: Eukaryota; Metazoa; Arthropoda; Insecta; Hymenoptera; Formicidae. The transcript has 5 exons. The coding region runs from base 455 to 1843 and encodes 462 amino acids. Gene Ontology annotation, biological process: positive regulation of GTPase activity; endoplasmic reticulum to Golgi vesicle-mediated transport. The record is from RefSeq and is a predicted model, not a curated record.
AGAGAUUCGUGAUUGUAAGUACGUCAGGAAUUCAAUUUACCGGCCUGUCUAAUUUUAAAUAAUUGUUUUUUUUUAAUCUCUUCGCCGAUGCACAUCUGAGAACUUUGAAAAUGAAGCGAAGACACACGAUGCAUUCAUUUCUAUCCUAUUUGGCAUCUAUUAUUAUUUCCGACGAGCGCGAUUCGCUGCAGCCAAUUCCGCGGGAUGACAGCGCUAGCCUGGAGAGUCUCUGGUGUAGCGUGACACUAGUGUAACAUUCUCAGUGCCAUUGCUGUCAGUGUCGCUUCCUGGUUCCUGACGGAUCGACAGCAGCGGUUGGUGCGUUAGUCUCGAAGACUUUCCGAAAGUUUCGAUUAAAUUGUCAGUGUGUUAUGACACGCGUACUGCCGAUGCGUCUGGCGUAAGAAAAAAAAAAAAAAAACCCACCACGACAUCGCGAGGUCCACACUGGGACAUGGAGGCUGAGAACGAGGAGAUGCCCCUGACGCAGCCCGUGACGGACGCGUCAACGCCAACCGAGAAUCAUAACCACAACAAGGUUCGCAGGCGGAACGUGCCCGAGCAGUCGGCGAGCCUCGCGGACGGCUGGGUGACGAGUGACUCGCGCGACCGCGUGGUGCCCCUCCUGCCCGACUCCACGAAAGCGUGGCACGGCGGCGUCGUGCCGCAGAUACCGGACGACGUGGCCGCCGCGACGGACAAGCAGCGGAACGGCGUGCUGUCUCGCGAGGACGACCGCGGCGCGACGGACGUCCCCACGAGUCGCGAGAGGAUGAAGGUCAGCGUCAUCCGCGGCAGCGUCGCCAAUCCGGAUCUCACGUUAGGAGAGCUGAGGCUACUCGGCUGCAGUAGCGAGGGCUUCGUUAAUGAUGAUAUACGAAGGGUACUGUGGCCGAAACUUUUGCGACUGGCACAAUUGGAGCUCGCGCCUGUUGGCGGACUGGAAGAUGUACAUACUUACGUACCGAACGAGAUUUAUCAGCAGAUACUGAAGGAUGUGGCGCGUAGCGGUAGCCACAUGUCGCAGGGCGCGACGGAAAAGGAGACGGAAAAUUUUCAAGAGGAGUUGACUCGGCUUAUGUGCUGGGUACUUCAUAGACAUUCCGACUUAAAUUACUACCAGGGAUACAAUGAUGUGGCAGCAACUGUGCUACUUGUGAUGGGAUUACAAGCAGGCUUGUACGUGCUUGAGAGUAUCUCGCUAGAAUUCCUGGAAAGAUUCAUGGAAAAGACUAUGGAAAAAGUGAAUCAAGAGUUAUUCUUCAUAUUUGCGUUACUAGAAAGAGUACACCCUACGCUCUUGGAACAUUUAGAAAAUGUAGAACUGUUUCCACACUUCGCUUUGGCUGAAUACACAACAUGGUAUGCACACAAAUUCGCGGAAAACCGAAAAUUGUUGCACAGGUUAUUUGACUUUUUCCUGGGUAGUCCCCCGCUCAUGCCUCUCUACUUAAGUACGGUAAUUGUUGCACAUAGAGCUACAGAAAUUUUCAAUACUACGCCUGACAUGGGGCACACACAUAAGGUGUUAUGUACGUUACCUGACGACUUGCCAUUUGAAACCCUCUUGGUAGAAGCGAAGAACCUGUAUCGACAAUACCCUCCUGAAUCUAUCAGUAACGACGUCGUGGAUUACGAUCACAAGAGAAAAAUUAAGGAGCAAGAAUGGAAGGCAAAGGCGGAAGCGGGCCGUCAAGAGAGAGAAAGACAACGAAAAUUAAAAGUUGUCCAGUCAACGCCGAGGAUAUCUUAUCGUAUCAGAAGUUACAAAACCAUUACCGUUGUGACGAUUUUAGCUUUGGGAAUAUAUGCUUUUAUAAGAUCCUCAACGGGGCUUAACUGACAUUAGGAGAUAUUAUUUGUUGUAAGCAAAUUAGAAUUUUUAUAUAUAUUUUCUAAAGCAGAAGCCCUCCACUUCUUUGAUAUGUCGCUGAGAUUUUGAACAAGGAUUAAAAAGUGUAAGAUUGUGUAAAAGCAAGCACCAAAGAAAUGAAGGAGCAAGGAGCAUGUGUUGCUAGGAAUAACUGAAAGAUUUGGUUGUCAGUAUUUGAGCAAAUCUGUUUCUAGGAUACAUGAGUCAGAAUUUUGUGCAUUCCUACGCUGCCUUUAUGCUGUGUUCUGGAGGCUGACCUGAACUCUUUAUUAUAUGUUAAAAAAAAAAAGAAUUAUAAA